This is a messenger RNA of Rubroshorea leprosula, 2296 nucleotides long. The record is from the annotation of a GenBank genome assembly. Lineage: Eukaryota; Viridiplantae; Streptophyta; Magnoliopsida; Malvales; Dipterocarpaceae.
GGAGAAACAUCCACAGUUCCAUCAUCUUCACCUUAAUCCCUCGACUUGGGCCUCAAAAUCCAUAGAUAAUCCCUCAAAAUCUGCAGUUCAUUGAAAAUCUUUUCUUUUUGAAACAAGACAGAUCCUCACCAGCCGACCAUCAUCUCCCAUAUCCAUGCUUGCAUUUUGCUAAUUUUCAUGGAAAUUUAAAAAUUUUGUUGGAAAAUUGCUGAGCAUGCUAACUUGAAGAAAGACUUCAUCAUUCAUUUACAUAUACCCACAGAUCUGAAGCAAUUUUCAGAGUUUUUGUCGAGAGAACUGCAGAUUUGAGGGAAGAAAAUUUGAAAAAAUUCCUCUUUGAUUUUGGGAUCUUGUUUGUGAAAUCUCAAAGAACGUUAACGGUCCCGGGAAUUGUUUUUCUACGACUGCAUGGACCAUAAAACAUGAAUGAUUUGAUGAAGGAACCUUAAUAUCAGGAACAAUGACAAUAUAAAAGGCCAGAAGAGGCAGCACGAGCCAUGUGCAAACAUUAAUAAUCAUCAGCAUGGACUGAUAAUUCCUAGCUAGAUGGCCGCUUAUCUAGUAAUUAAGUUAUUAGUCUUGGGUCUUAUCCAUUUGGUUUUCGUCCAAGGAAUCAAAGGUUGCUUUGAUGAGGAGAGGAAGGCUCUUCUAGAAUUCAAGGCAUUUGUUAAAUCAGAUGGACAAGAUGCGGACCAUCUUCUUCCUUCAUGGGUUAAUGAACCAGAGGAUGACUGUUGUCAAUGGGAGAGAGUCGAAUGCAACUCCACCACAGGCCAUGUGAUCAAGCUCUCCCUUAGCAAUACCAGGCAGUUUGAUGUAUUUUCUUCUAGCUUAUAUGAUCCCCAAAACAGUUGGCAUUUAAACAUCUCCUUGUUUCAGCCAUUUAGGGAGCUAAGAAGUCUCAAUUUAUCCUUCAAUGUAAUUGCUGGGUGGAUACAGAACAAAGAAUUGUCUGUUCUUGAGAACUUAGAAGAGUUGGAUUUAGGAUCCAACAUACUAAAUGGCUCGUCAGCUGAACAAGAUUUUACAAUUUUGUCCAAGUUGAGCAAGUUGAAGUACCUAUAUUUGAAGGAAAACAAUUUCAGUAACGAUAUUAUGAGGAUUUUGGGCACAUUUCCGUCCCUUAAAUUACUUGACAUUUCAAGGAACUCGUUAGAAGGACUCCUUUCCAAUAAAGAAUGGGGUAACUUGAGCAAUGUGGAGGUGCUUAUUUUGAGUCAGAAUAGUCUCAGUGGAAACUUGCCAAUUCAAGGUUUGACAAGACUGAAGAUAUUAGAUUUGAGCUGGAAUCAAUUCAGCGGGGGCAUUCCCGCAUCUGUUGCGACACUUCAUUCUCUACAAGCAUUGUCUUUAUCUUCUAAUUAUCAACUUAAUGGCUCCCUACCACAUCCAGGUAUGUAAUGUAAGAUAUUGAUUUAAUUUUAAUUUUCCCCUUCACAAACAUGCAAUCAUGGUUGUUAAAAUCGAGUUUUAAAUCAUAAAAUCUUAUGAUUUUACAAUUUUAGGUAUGUAAUUCUAGUAAAAUCUAUGUUAAAAUCGAAAUUUCAUAAAAUUGGAGGAUAAAAUCAUAAAAUUGUGAUUUUAUGCUAAAAUCGUUUGAAAUUUCGAUUUUACUUUUAUGGAGAGUGAAGAAGAGGCUUCCAGAAAUCCAAACAUAAAUUUGAUCUCUGAUCUAGAGUGUGACCAAUCAAGAAAUUGCAUAUGAAACUAGAAGAAACACAAGGCAGAAACCAUUUGUAUACCAACAUAGAUUUUUACAAAAAAAAAAAAAAAAUCUGUAUACCAACAUGCAACAUAGAUGCAAAGAAACUGGAAACUGGUACCGGAAUAUAUUCUUAAGAAAGAAAUUUGAGGCAAGCUUGAGACGGAAAUUUUCGAGAAGGAUCGGUGGCUGUGGUGGUAGACAGUGGACUUCAUGUCCACCAACGAUGAUAAUUCAAAGGAUUCGAGGGAUUUGGGUGUCCUCUGUGAUGAUUUUCACUGCUCAAGCAAAGAAGGAUAAAACCUGUUGCCAAAAAAAAGGACUAGAUAAGAAGAAAAGGAGUUUGAAUGGAGGAAAAAUGGUAGAGAAGAGGGAAAAUUACAGCAGAGAAACCAAGGAAGGUGAAGGGAUGGAGGGGUAUUCAUUUUAAUGGAGAUUAUGUUGGCACGUGGAUUGGGGGUUUUCUUUAUAUAUAUUUUGUUAAUUUUUAGAUAAAAUAAGUAAAUGUGGUUUAAUUUAAAGGUUAAAACUUCAUUUUGAUCCCUGAAUUAUUGUAUCAACCCUUGAUUUGGUUUAUAAACUCAAAAAAUUCCU